Messenger RNA from Lodderomyces elongisporus, 2310 nucleotides. It is a transcript of the gene ZCF17, whose product is annotated as Zcf17p. Gene Ontology annotation, biological process: regulation of transcription by RNA polymerase II. NCBI's taxonomy places the organism in Eukaryota, Fungi, Ascomycota, Pichiomycetes, Serinales, Debaryomycetaceae. Gene Ontology annotation, molecular function: DNA-binding transcription factor activity, RNA polymerase II-specific; zinc ion binding. The transcript has a single exon. The record is from RefSeq and is a predicted model, not a curated record. The coding region runs from base 1 to 2310 and encodes 769 amino acids.
AUGAGUAAGUCGGUUUCAACAGUUCAGCGAAGGAGGCAUACAAACUCAAGGCUUGGGUGCUCCGUGUGCAAGGCGAAAAAGAUUAGAUGCGACGAGACUUUACCACAGUGUAAAAAUUGUUUGAAAAGUAAGAAAGGUGUAUGUUCCUAUUUGCUGCUUACACAAACGGAGAUCGACAAGAUUAAAUUGACACAUUCGUUGAGGAAUAGUCAAAACAAGUUAUUGCAAUCGAACUUUAGAUUACCAGCUUCGUCUGUUACGGCAAAGGCCGCAACAGCAACAGCAGCAGCAGCUACAACAACAACUGGUGCAACAGGUACAGCAACCUUCACUACUCAUAAUUUGAAGCUGGGACUUAACGGUCUUGGGCUUGGUCAACAGGUCACAAACUAUGAAUUAUCAAGCAGUAGCACAAACAGUAACACCUGCGCCAGUGUACUUGAGUUCAAGUUUGAGUUGGCCAAUUUACCUAUUCAACUUCCCAAAUUCAACUACCCUCCGUUGCAAUACAAUAAUCUAUCAAUGCAGGAUUUUACUGGCGAGUUCAAGGUCAUGAAUGAUGAUAUUCUUAGUGACGCCGAUCUGGAAGAACACAAUAAAGGUAUGCUCAAAGAAGGAUUUGAAUACAAGAUCUCAUUCAAAUGUUUUAAACCUCAAAGUUUCAAGAAAUCCUUCCUGAGGAAAAACAUGUUACCCAAAAUGGUUACCGAUUUUAGUCAUUACAUUGUGCACGCAGAAAACAAUUUGUUGAUUUACAUGAAUGAUAUGAUAAUAAAGCGGUUCUUUGAUGAAACAUUAACAACUUGUUUUCAAUGUUUGGGAGAAGCGAUUAUUUUGAACCAUUGUCGUACAUUAAAAGGAAGCAACAAUAACAAUAACAAUAAUAAUGACAAUUAUAACAGCAAUAGCAAUAGCAGUAGAAACUGCAAUAGCGCAAAGAGUGAUUAUGACUCUAAGCAAGCGUUAGCGAGGAAACUAGAAAAGCGCAUCUUUGAACAAUUUAACGAGUGUCAGAGUAGCGUUGAAUCUAAAUUGAGAUCUAUACAAAAUACCUAUACUGGUACCUCGCUUGAAAUAGUUGGUGAAGAGAUUGAGCUGAUGGCACAUUCUAGCCACCUUUUAACUUUUACCGCAUUGAUAAUGAAAAAAGCGCUUUCGACAUAUUUCAAUGCUCAAAAAGGUGUCAUUAUGAGUUUUGAGAUAUACUCACAAUUGGUUGAACGGUCUCUUUUGAGGCAAAGACCCAUCAUUGAUUUUGUUCAGAGCAACUUGCAACAUAAUAUUAUCAGCAUUCACCUCCCUUCGUAUAAUCCGCAAUUCCUAUUUGAGAUUGAAUCGAAUCUAAGAAGUCUUGAAUAUAUAUUUAGUGCAUCGAAUUCAAUCACAAACAACCCAGAAAUCGAUGCACAGUUUAUUCGAUUGCAUAAUCAAUACGAUAAAUUGAUGUCAUUCUUACGAGAAAAGGUGUUACCCAUAGUGUUCACUGCUAGAAAUGAGAGUUUCAUCACUACAUACCCGGUACAAACAAUAUUUGAGAUCCUCAAGGAAUGGCAUACAACAUGUCCUCCCGAGGCCAUUGCAUACAAGAAAAAGAUCAAAACUCAGUACUACGACGAAUCUGUGUUUUACCACGAUUUGGCAACUACACUAUACACAUAUUGCUUUGCAAUCUCUGCUGGGUUAGGCGCAGUUUUUCCUUCAUGCAAAUACUUGUUCAGCUUGACAUUUAUUAUUCCAAUAAAUGAUAUGUUGAAUAAUCAAGAAUCGCUUACGGUAUCCAAAUAUAAUCGAUUUUCACAAAGUUUCUUUAACCAAAGAAUUGACGGUAUGUUACAAAGACACAUUUGCUAUGCCUCGAGAGUAUUUGCAUUUUUUAAAAGGAGGUUUAUUUUUUACAACAACCAUUUACUGUGGUCAAAUUAUUAUGACAAUUCGACUUUGCAUGAGAAUAGAUUCAAAUCAAGGGCAUUGACUUCGGUGAAGGAAGUUCCCAUAUACAGCUUCAACACUACUUUGAUCAGACCGGAGCACUACCCGACAAGGGACAAACUGGCGGACCAGGUCAUGUCAUACAUUAACUAUAGGAGAGAAGAUGAUUCAAUGGUGAGAAACCUUUAUGCAAGGAAUAUUGAGACUUUGAAUAUAUUUAAUGACUCUACUUUGCUCCAGUUUGAUUAUGAAACAAUGCUUUUGUUGAAAGAUUAUAGGCCGUUGGAUGACUGUGUCGAAUUUACGCGAGAAUUGUUGAAGUAUAAAGAUAUUCGAGACUACUACAAGGAUAAGAUUACGCUCUUGAGUAGUGUGGAGUGA